UACAAUUCACAGGAGUCUUCAAAAGUCUUCAAAAACACACUACUUUCUGUUGUGUAACACCACACUUGUUUGUGGAUCACAAUCUGCCAUCUGUUAUUGAGCAAAAAAUAUAAAAUGUCCAGACAUUCCACAUUGAAUGCACACCAGACACAUGAGAACAAACUGUCAAACUGGAAAGCAGCUUGCAAUUAAUCACGGCCAGAGUGGCACAUUUUCACACCUUCACCAGCGGCAAUCGCUCUCCAAAUCACUGGAUUAAUUACAGCACGCGUGACAGACGAGGCUCGCUGAAACUGACAAACCAACUUAAUCAGAGUUCAAAGCGGUUAGCAAAACACACACAAUCUGAAAUAUUCCAAAAGAUGCCCCCGAGCUAAUUCAUCCGCCUCAACAUAUAUGCAAAACAGACCUGGUGCCGGUUGCAUAACAUCAUGGAGUUCGUUUUUCCACACGAGGGAACAAAGACUCAACUGUGUGUUUUAUAACGCUCUUUUCCAUCUUAUUGAAUGAGAUCUGGGAGAUAGACAUCUCAAAAGGAGUUUUAUUUUGCUUCGCCUGCCCGAACCACGCAAAGCCAGCGGCGUUGAGAUGAAACAAUUCCCUUUCGGAUAAAAAACUUUCCCUUCCACUGUGACUCUGAGGCAUUGUGCUCAGCUGGAUUGGCGGCACGUCCUGCGGGGGUGCCAGUCGGAGCACGGCACCCGCCGCUAUUGCUGGACGUCCAGAGGUAUCGCCAGUGUCUCAAUGAAGUCUUUGUGCUUUGAGGACACGGUUCGCCGAGAACAAAAACAACAGCAGCAGCAGCAGCAGAGGAGCGAGCGAACGCUUAUAGCUAAAGUCCUGCCUCUCGAGCGAGCCCCUUCUAUUCGGAAGCCAAGAUGGGACACACUCAGACGCGUCCCACCCAGUCGGUGCUCUUCGGGGCCACGCCGCCGUCCCCCAGGACGCUGUGCGCCCUCCGCCUGGCCGAACCAGCCCACAGAUUCUGCUGCCACUACCAGCACUUCAACUACCCCGAGAGGGCCAUGAGCCACUCGCCCCCUUUCUCACCGAGUCUGUUCAAGAGGCCAGAUCGGCGUGCCUCUGGUGCUAGCGUGGUGGCCAUCGACAACAAGAUUGAACAGGCGAUGGAUCUGGUCAAGAACCACCUGAUGUACGCGGUGCGUGAGGAGGUGGAGGUCCUCAAGGAGCAGAUCAAGGAGCUGGCGGAGAAGAACAACCAGCUGGAAAGGGAGAACUACCUGCUGAAGAACCUGGCCAGUCCCGAGCAGCUGGAGAAGUUCCAGUCUCGCAUCCCGGCAGACGCUCUGUUACCGCUGGACAAUCGGAGCGCCCAGGUGACCCCGGAGCACCUGCUGCAGCCCUGCAGCCUCAGCACGGGCUCUGCUGUAUAAGUGGCUCUGCCUUGGGGCGGGUAGAGCCACUGUCUCUUUACAGUAAUGGACCUCCAUUUUUUUUUCCCGAACGCAAGCGUUGCAAAGUAUUGCGGCCGAGAAGCCUUCACAGCGAAGGCCAAGCGCCGGGGCCCGCGAGUGACCGAUGGGACGCUAAAGAACUGUUGAGACCGACGAGCACAUUGCAGAACUCGAGGUGUCGGGGGGCCCCCCCCCCCCUCCCCCGGACGUCCGAUGCCGCCCUACUGUUUGUCGUAGACAAAAGCGCUGAGGUUAGAUAGUGGUGGUGGGGCCCCACCCCCCAACUAGGCACCGACCAGCGCUUGCUUUCAGACGGCGUGGGGGGUCAGGGGGUGCUUUCCCUGCCCAGACGAACCCUUCCAGCAAACACCCUUUUCUCCAGAGAGGGAGAGAGAGGGUGGGGGGGAACGUUCCAGGGACCGAUGGCCUCCCGCUAACCCAGAGGCGCGCGAGUCCGAGGCGGUCCGCCACGUCUCAGCGAGUGGAUUGGUCCGAUCCCAGCACACACACAGCCCCCCCCCCCCCCCCCCCCCCGUCCACUCUCCAGUGGGACAUUUCAGCCACAUACGAGGGCUUUUCCUGUACCUAAAUGUAUUGUCUGUGUAAUCUAAGCAUAGCAGGAAUAAUCAGGAUAAGCUAAUGGAACAGAGGCGGAGCCAAGUCAGAGCUGACGGACUGCUGCAGUAGACUGACCAGGAUACUGUAAUACUCAGAAAAAUGUAAUCCUGCAUUGCCAACCGUUGGGGCUUGUUGCUUAUGGUGUGUGGGGGGGGGGAUCCUGUUUAUGGUCUGAUUCUGCACUGCAAACCAAUGGUUUGUAAACAGUUGUGCCCACUUUGCCCGUUGGGCUCCUCACAGUAAAGUAACUACAAUGUUGGUACAGUUGACACGUCGUACAGGUGGCGAGCAGAAGCCAGAGCGCUGCACAUGUGCACUCCUGAUUUUAGCAGCAUUUGGUCGUCUCUCGCUCGGAUGCCAAUUUUAAAAACAAUGGCAUGACAACAUUGCCUGUCCUUAGUAAGAGAGGAACACAUUUCCACAUUGAACUCUGUUGUUGUUCUUGCUACCAAAGACUUUUUGCUUUUUUUUUUCUUCCUCACAACUGAAGCAGAGCAAACCAAGACCAUGUGUAAACCUUCACAGGGAGAAGCCUAUUGUAGCUAUUGCUAAAGUUUUGAUGUGUUUUGUAAAGUUAACGGCAUUGUUGCUGUAAAGUAUCCUUGUAAAAGUGGUUCACUAUGGUGUUUGGAUACAACUGCACAUUUGCAAUAAACCGUAUGUUUACAUAAUGCCAAA
Messenger RNA from Pungitius pungitius (ninespine stickleback), 2711 nucleotides. It is a transcript of the gene tsc22d3, whose product is annotated as TSC22 domain family, member 3. The coding region runs from base 879 to 1394 and encodes 171 amino acids. Gene Ontology annotation, biological process: regulation of transcription by RNA polymerase II; negative regulation of activation-induced cell death of T cells. The record is from RefSeq and is a predicted model, not a curated record. The transcript is spliced from 3 exons. Lineage: Eukaryota; Metazoa; Chordata; Actinopteri; Perciformes; Gasterosteidae.